This is a messenger RNA of Paramecium octaurelia, 2743 nucleotides long. The record is from the annotation of a GenBank genome assembly. Lineage: Eukaryota; Ciliophora; Oligohymenophorea; Peniculida; Parameciidae.
AUGUUUAAUUAGAAAAAAGACUAUAUAAAAAAAAAAUAUAAGGAUGUACCACCAUUAAACAUUGGUGAUGUGAAUCGAAUAUUGCAACAAUAUAAAAGUGAUGAAGAUAAAUUUAGAAUGUUUGCAUCAAUUUUAGAAAUUUAAAAAUAGCACACUACACGAACUCACGAAAGUAAUACAGAAGAAAUUCUUAGGAAGAAUGUAUAGAGAUUGAUUGAACUUUAUGGAGAUAUGGAUAUUAAUUAUGAUGCUCUCAAUAAUAUUUAUAAGAAGGUUGAUGAAAAUUAAGACAUCUAAACUUAGAUUGAAAAAAUUGAAUAUAGCAAUAUAUUUUAAGGAGACAUGAAUUCCUAAAUUAUAAGCGUACAAAGGCAGAUUGAUAAAUACGAUCAUUACUUGAAUGUCAUCUAAACUAAGCUUUCUAAAAAUGUAUUCACCAAUUACUCUAGUUAUCUCCAAGCUCUUACUCAUAUUGAUUCCAUUGGAAAUGUCAGCUAAAAACUAAUCAUUAAGGUUAGAGAGAGCAGAGAAAAGAUGUAGAAAACAUAAUAAACAGUAAUAAAGCACAGCAAAUAGAUUUUGGAGAAAAGACAAUAAAUACUAAACUUAUAAGUAAAUGAAUAAUAUUAUUAUAGCUAUUGAUAGAAACGCUAAAGAAAGUUAAAGAUCAGUAUGCUUUGCCUUAUGAAAGCUUUGUGCUUAGUAUGUAGAAUGGAUAUAUAGAUGCGUCAAUCUACCUACCCACAAUUAUAGUAUUCUUUAUCAUCUAUAUAGAAUAUUGAAAUAAUUGAUGGUUUAUAAUUUAUACCCAAGAAUUAUAAAGAGGAUAGGAUUGAAUAUGUUAGAUAAUUAACAUGUAAAGGGAUAAUCGAUUAGUUUAUCAAUUAUGACGAAAAAAUAUACAAAAUUCAUUAUGACUCCUAUCUUUACAUGGAAGUACAUCUAUUAAUUUAAACAAGAAAAAUAAUAUAGUACAACCUUACGAUUAAAUAGUUCACAUCCUAAUUUUGAGAGCAUUCGAAGCUAAAUUAUAAAUAGUAUUUGAUCAAAUUAGUCAAAUUUUAUAAAUUGACUUUUAUUUUGACAAUUUAACAGAUUCUUUAAAUCAAAUAUCAAAGGAACAACUCAUUGAAUUUUAUAGAGAAUUAUGUUGUUAAACAGUUCAUUUCUUUAUAAAUUUUCAUUUGAUCAUAAGAUUCCAUUUAGAAAAUACUUAAAAUUCCUCAAUUAUUCAAUUAAGAAAGUUAAUUUAUGAAAAGGUGUUCGAUAGAAUUUGCGAUUUUAUCGAUUAAACAACAAGUUGGCCUCGAAUGAACAAAGAAGAUAUGAUUUGCUUUUUUGGUAUGCUUACUAUUUUGAUAUCUAAAUGUGAAGUAUUUGGAGGUUAAAACCUCUAGAAAUUCAAAACAUUCAUAGAGGAUAAGUUUAAUAAUUAUUUAGAGACAAGAGGGAAUGAUAAAUAAAUCAAAGAAUCAUUAAUAAACGAAGAUUGUAAGAAAUGCAUGAAAAUCACACUUAAUUAAACCUAAAAUAUGUUAUAAAUAGCUAAUAAAUAAUCCAAAUUCCAUAUCUUCGAUUAUCAAGAUCCACUUCCAGAUACAUUGAAUAUCUUCAAAUCGAUUGAAUACAAGAAAAUAAUUGAUUUAAUUAUGGGCACAACUGUUUCUAUGAAAAAAUAAAACAACACAUCUAGUUUAAUUUAUUAAGGAAAAGAAAGAACACUCUUAUUGACAUCAACUGUUAGUUAAUUGUACAUUAUCAUCCAACAAUAGCUAAUGUACAUUCAUUUCAGUUAAUAGCAUAAAACAAAAUUAGUGGAAGAAUUGAUCUUCUUAAUAAACUAUUAUAUUUAUACUUUAGCAAUUCCUAUGAUUUUAGAUGAGCAUAAAAGGUAUAUAUUUGAUGAUACGCUUAAUUUUAAUUAUGACUAAAAGCAAGAGCCAGAUCAAUAUACAUAAUAGUUUGAACACAUUAGUUAAGUAAUCCUCUAUAGAGAGAAGUAUGGUGAUUUGAUUAAAUACCUCAAAAAAAUCCACAUUCCAGAAGAUCUUAAGGUUAAAAAAACCUAGCAAUUUGAUUUAAUGGAUAGAGUCGUAUAUAUUGAAUCUAUACUAUUUCUGCUUAAUGAAUUUGAGUCAAUCAAAGAAGUUUUUACUGAAUUUUAACCAUUUUACUAAGAAUUAAACUCAACAAUAGGAUAAUUAUAGGAUAUUGUAAUUAGAGAUAGUAUUAAUAAAGAACCUUAUGCUUAAUUAGUUUAAUGCAAAUAUGAAUUGAAGUAGAAUGACAAGGAGGAUUAAUAGAGGAUUCAGCUGAUAGACAAAAUAAUAUCGACUAAUGAAAUUAAAUUGCAAGGAUUGUCUUAGCAACAAUUAACAGAAGUUUAGACGUUAUAUUAUGAUGAACUCAUCUAUCUAUUUGCAGUUGUUUAUUCUAGAAUUAAGAAAGUAAAUAAUAUAGGCAGAGAAGUUAUGUUGAAUGAUUAUCAAAAAGUCUCGAAAACCUUUAAUGUUGAAAAUAGUUUAUAUGAAUCCUUUGUAAAAAUUCUUAAUUCAACUUAAGCAGAGACAAUAAUUGAAUAUAUGAAUAAUCAUUAAGUAAUUUAUUCAGUUUUUAAUAUUAAUAGAAAAUAUUUCCAUACAAAAUGUUAAUGGGUCUAUUUAAUGCUUAAGGAUUAUAAAAUUGCAAGAAACAACUAAGAAAGGAUCAAUUGUUUAAGAUCUUUUAAAACUACUAGCAAUGA